CCCUGCGUCAGAGAAAGCCCGAACGAGAUUCUGCAAACUUCCCUGAGCAAAUUAAAAGCCCCGGUGUCGAAUUAAGGCGGCCGAAGAGAGGGAGCGAGGCGCGCGCUCAGACUUGAAAACUUCCUCGAGUCGGCAGGCGGGUGGCAGGCGGGCGCGCGCUCUCUUCCCUUCUCCCGGGAGCCGGAGCCCUCGCGCGCUCGCCUUGCAACCCCUCCCUCGCGCGCCGCCUCUCUUUCUCCUUCCUCCCCCCCCCCAGGCCCGCUUCGGGACGCCUCCCGGAGGGGGGCCGCUGCCUCAGAGCCCAGCGCCUCUUUAAAACUUCAUUCCGAAAAAGUCCUCCAAUAAGCAACAGCCGCCGCCGCCGCCGCCGCCGCCUGGCCUUUCCAAGGCUGCGGUUGACGGGGCAGUGCCAACCUCAACUCUGCCCUUUCUGCCGUCCUGAGAGGCGCCGGGUGGCAUAAGCGGGACGUUGGACCGAGAGAGAGAGACCACCUCUACCUCUUCUGCCUUCCCCCGCCUUCGCCUUGGGCGAAAGCGGAUGCCCGGCGGUGAUCCUGUUAACUCCGAGCCGCUUCGUGCCUCCAGAGCCAGCCGACGGAGUGAAAGAGAAACUCGGGCUCUGCUUCCAGCCGCAGCGCACGCAGAAUGAAAUCGGCCGAGGAAGAACAUUAUAACUAUGCAUCUUCAAAUAUAAAUUCAACUUUGCCUCUAAAUGUGGCACAUUCUUCACUGCCAACUCCAUGUCACGGCCUUCAAACGUCUAUUCCAGUCAUUCCAAAUGUCUCAUCAGCUAAUCAUCUUUCAGGUUAUGGAGGGCAUGCUGACAAUAGCACUGCUGGAUAUUAUUUGCCUCCAAGUGUCAGACCUAAUGGAGUGCCAGCAUUAGAAAGUCCUAGAAUUGAAAUAACCACCUACUUAGGACUGCAUCAAAACAACAACCAGUUCUUCCAUGAAGCGGAGGUUGAUGAAUCCACCCAAAACACCAAGAGAUCGCCUUCUACUGCUACUUUGAAUUUACCAAACAUUGAGGCUUACAGGGACCCAUCUUGUCUGAGCCCAGCCAGUAGCCUGUCUUCCAGAAGUUGCAAUUCAGAAGCGUCUUCCUAUGAAUCAAAUUAUUCCUAUCCUUAUACUUCACCCCAGACAUCUCCUUGGCAAUCGCCAUGCGUAUCACCCAAGACCAAUGAAACUGAGGAGAGGUAUCAGCGAAGUUUAGUUCCCUGCACGCUCCUUAAUUCACCCCGACAUUCUCCUUCCACGUCUCCCAGAACAAGUAUUACUGAAGAAAACUGGCUGAGCUCUCGCAACUCCAGGCCAUCCUCUCCCUGUAAUAAGAGAAAAUACAGUUUGAAUGGCAGACAGACAUCCUACUCUCCACAUCACUCCCCAACCCCUUCUCCCCAAAAUUCUCCGAGGGUUAGUGUGACUGAUGAGACAUGGUUGGGAAACACUAACCAAUAUACCAGUUCAGCCAUUGUUGCAGCAAUUAAUGCCCUCACUACUGACAGCACAAUAGAUAUGAAUGAUGGAAUUCCUAUCAAGUCUAGGAAAACUGCAGUAGAUCACACUCCCUCCAUGGCACUCAAGACCGAACCUAGUGGAGAUGAUCAAGGGACCAUAUCACCGAUUACCGAUUUAUCACCAGAAGAGUUUCCUGGGUUCCAGCACAUCAGAAAAGGAAGCUUCUGUGAUCAGUAUCUUUCAGUUCCACAGUAUCCCUAUCAGUGGGCCAAAUCAAAGCCUUUGUCCCCAACAUCAUACAUGAGCCCAUCUCUGCCUGCCUUGGAUUGGCAGUUGCCAUCUCACUCAGGACCUUAUGAACUUCGGAUUGAAGUGCAGCCGAAGUCCCAUCACCGAGCCCAUUAUGAGACGGAAGGCAGUCGAGGAGCUGUCAAGGCGUCUGCUGGGGGACAUCCAGUGGUGCAGCUACAUGGUUACUUAGAAAGUGAACCACUCACACUACAGCUCUUCAUUGGGACUGCAGAUGACCGCCUGCUGCGGCCCCAUGCCUUCUACCAGGUUCAUCGGAUCACAGGGAAGACUGUUUCCACAACCAGCCACGAAACCAUACUUUCCAACACCAAAGUCUUGGAAAUUCCACUUUUACCUGAAAACAACAUGAAAGCAAUCAUUGACUGUGCUGGAAUACUGAAACUUAGAAAUUCAGACAUUGAACUAAGAAAAGGAGAAACUGACAUUGGGAGGAAAAAUACACGAGUUCGACUGGUCUUCCGUAUUCAUAUCCCUCAACCUAAUGGGAGAACCCUUUCUUUGCAAGCGUCUUCCAACCCUAUUGAAUGUUCCCAAAGGUCUGCCCAGGAACUGCCUCUGGUUGAAAAGCAGAGCUUUGAUAGCUACCAUGUGAUGGGUGGAAAGAAAAUAAUUCUGAGCGGACACAACUUUCUUCAAGAUUCUAAAGUGAUAUUUGUGGAGAAGGCUCCAGAUGGUCAUCAUGUGUGGGAAAUGGAAGCCAAAACUGACAAAGAGUUGUGUAAGCCAACUUUAUUAGUUGCUGAGAUUCCACCAUUCCGCAAUCAGAGAAUUACAAGUCCUGUCCAAGUCAAUUUCUAUGUCUGCAAUGGAAAGAGAAAGAGAAGCCAGUACCAACUAUUCACCUAUCUUCCUGCUAAUGUUCCAAUUAUAAAAACAGAACCCUCUGAUGAUUACGACUCUGCUCAAACCUGUGGACCAAGGAGCCAUGGAUUAAGCCCUCUCUCCAAACCAUAUUACAGCCAGCAGAUCAUGAUGCCUCCUGAUCCUGGCUCGUGCCUUGUAGCUGGCUUCGCUUCCUGUCAGCAGAGAAACACUGUGAUGUCAUCAUCUCCCAGCUCUAGUCCUAAGCUGCAUGACCUUUCCUCUCCUGCUUACAAGUGCAUCACCAACCCAGGCCAUAAUCAUCUAGGACUUCAGCAGACGGCUGGAGGUGUCCCCACCAUACAGGAAGUGCCAAGGUCUAUUGUUGUGCACCCAAGCUCUCCCGAUCAGUCAUCUCACAUCAUGCUGCAGCCGCAGGUGAGUCAACAUCUGAGCAGUACCUGUUCCCUUGGUAAUCAACAAGCACUCUAUCCCAACAGUCCCUCCUCUCCAGUUCCAUCUGUAACCCAGGAGUCAACCUAUUUGCAGUCCUGCAGUCCAACUCAUUCAACUGUAAUGGGCCAACAGCAGCUGUCGAAUGUUCAAAGAAAUGAAACUCCAGCAAAUCAGCCACAGUCAUUGACCGACUUGCAUGAGGACAAUAAUCAUAAUUUGGCCCCUAUGCCCGUAACAGUCAAGCAAGAACCUGAAGAAUUGGACCAGUUAUACCUGGAUGAUGUAAAUGAGAUUAUAAGGAAUGAUCUUUCUAGCACCCAUGUCCACUAACAAGUGGUGAGCAAGAAGUUUAGCUGAGAUACCUACAUCAAAUAAUUGGAAGAUAAUCCCCGGUACCUUUCUGGUCUUCCGUUUUGUUGACUGUUUGGAGCUGACAAUUACCUCUUCUCUUUGUCUAUGCAUAUAUAUAUAUAUAAAGGAACUGGUUGACUUCAGCUAAGAAAUGCCUCCUUUUAAAAAUCAUCUCAAGGAAAAUGUUGGAAAUGAGUACAGCGUGGAGUAUUUUAUGGUUAAAAUAGAAAAUGUGAUCAAACUGAUAACCAAUCUCAAAAACUGAUUUUGUUUCUUUCGGGCUCUACUGGACAACAACCCUGGAAGUGCCUUAUUUUGUUAGUUUGUGACAUCAGGGAAUUGUAUUGGCAGUGUUGAAGUCGUUGCCAUCCAAAGUAUUUCUAGGCACAGAAACUGUCAAUUGGUAUAGAUAGAAGAAUCCUCUUGAAAGUGAAAUGAUGUGUCUGAAUUCCAGGUGUGUUUUUUUCCCCUGUUUUCUCUCUUGAACUGUAUUUGACAUCCUGCUGCCUUAUUCAUGGUGCAUUUUAAACCAAAUUCUCAUCUCAGCUGUACAUUUCCAGCCUGUCACAUUUCUUUGCUUAGGUAUUGUAGAACAGUUAGUAAUACUAGCAUGUCAAUAUUUUGACUCUUUGGUUUCAGCAUAGCACAAGGUAACUGAGCAGCACAAAAUAUUAAGGUUGAUGGACAAAAACAUUUGGGGGAAAAAACCCUAACUUUUGCUCCACGGAUUGAUGUAUAUGCAUGUAGCAACCUAGCAUAUACGCAUACACACAAUACAAUAUAUAUUGUGUAUGUGUGUGUGUGUGUGUGUGUGUGUUCACAUACACAAACAUAAUAUGUUUAGUAUAUUUAGUUGCCUUUUGAAGGUUUUGAAUUUAGCAAUAAUUUCUUCUUCUAUGAAUGCAGUCCAGAUCCCAAGAAAUGCCAUUGCUAUGUUGUGGAGUUGUUUUGUUUCAGGCAGUUAUGUCCUUUUUUUUUUCUUUUGUCUCACGCUGAUAAGCAAGCACUUUAGACAGUGAAGAAGGAUGUGUAUGAAAUAUGUAUUAAUUCCCAAAUGACAAAGAAUGAGUUAAAGCCAUUGUAAAUACCGCUACUGAAGAAUGUAAAAUAUUUGUUCAGUUAUAAGAUGAUUAUUCCACUGAAGCCUUAUAACUCUCUGCUAAAUGUACAACACAUAUUACCAAAACCAAAUGUUUUAAUAUGCAACCUGUAUAUCAUGAUUUCGGAAUACAGUAGUUUCAUGUUAAUAGAUACAAAUAAACUUAAACAAGUAAUAAUAGUGUUUAACAUUGUAUUUUGUACAAUCAUGUUACCAUGUAGCUAGUAUAUUCAUUCACAUAAACAGAAAAAGCAUGGCUUCAUUUUUAAAGCAUCUAACAUUAAUAUUGUGCCUUAGGAAAUAUGUGUGACCUAUGCCACAGUAAUAUAAGUGGCAACUAAGUGCAGUGUACAGUUAAUGGAAACUCAACCGGUUUCACAAAAGGGUGAAACAAUCCUAACUAUUUAGAAAUAUUACUCUGUACAAUUAUGUCUUACUUCCUUUUUUAGAAAAAAAAAAAGCCAUAUUUGUAACAUUUGCACAUUACUGUGAAAGUAUAAGGAUAUAAUAUGGCUGUAUGUAAAUAUUAUGUUAGUUGGCUGAUUUUGCAACUGUUUAGCAAAUCAUUUAUCUUGUACUUAGCUUUGUAGGAGAUGCAUGCAUAUCUUCUAAAUGUGAUAUCAUGUAUAGCUACAGCUAAACUUGUAGCUGGAAAAAAAAUCCAAUAAAGCACAACUUUCUGCAAAAAGCUA
Molecule: messenger RNA, 5172 nt
Organism: Pantherophis guttatus
Lineage: Eukaryota; Metazoa; Chordata; Lepidosauria; Squamata; Colubridae
Gene: NFATC1
Product: nuclear factor of activated T cells 1
Biological process (GO): regulation of transcription by RNA polymerase II; cytokine production; calcineurin-NFAT signaling cascade
Cellular component (GO): transcription regulator complex
Molecular function (GO): DNA-binding transcription factor activity, RNA polymerase II-specific; RNA polymerase II cis-regulatory region sequence-specific DNA binding; transcription factor binding
Source: RefSeq, a predicted model, not a curated record